AAUUUGCGUAGCGUUUUUUAUAUUGACGUUAUCAUUUCAAUGUCGUGAGUCGGUGUCGCUUAUGCGUUAUGUAAAUGUUUGAUAUGAGUAUUAGUUGUCAAUCUAUAACAGGUUUCCCUGUACCAAACGAAACUCAAACUGGAACCUGAUGUACACGGAUCAGUAACGAUACAAUACUUUCCAACACUACUGAUAUACAAAUUUAAGUGGCUUGUUAAUUUGAACAGUGUUGUGUUCUUUCGAUGUAUUCUAUGUUGUAUGACAUGUGUAUGUAGUUUAAAAACGAUGAUAAAAAAAAUAUUUCUUUGAGCUAAUGUUGAACACAAAUGGAACGAAGCAUGGAAUUAAUGUAAAUUUCAUAAUUAAAACCACCGUUUUUAAAAUACACUAACUGUACAAUCAAUGUAAAUAAAUAAGAAACUUAUCGAUAAUUUUGACGGUCUAUACAAAUUCAAGAAAUCCGUAUAACCUAUCAGUUUAUAAAUUCAUUCAAUUUUCAAUUUUCUUCAUACUUAAUGAAAGAAAUUAAAAUUUUGAUUGUCUUUAUUAACAUUGUGACUUUCCAACGUUUGUUUUGGAUUUUCUGUCUUUCUGCACUCAAUAUUUUUCUGUAUCCCUAAAAAUCGAUCUGGAUGUAUCGUCACCCAUGUUUGUCUUAUUUUUCAAAUUUCUUACAUUAUUUAUCUCAUUCACAUUUCAACCGAGGCAUGUCACUUUUUGAAGCAUUUGUGAUUCAUUAGUGAUGAAAUCAUAAUUAUGAAAAUAAUCUCUCCCUAUAGACAUCCAUCCAGAUCCACAGUUCAUAGUACACUUGUUCAUUUCUAAUGUUAUUUUCUGCCCCUGGCACCUGGACUAAAGGAAGUACAAGUAAUGAGUACAAAAUUGAUAAAUUGCGCACGUGUUUUGAGUCUUGUGUAGAAAGAAGACCCUACACCUGGCCUGAGACAACCUUAUUGAAAUCCUAAUGUUGUCAUUGUUAAGACCACAGUAGUUUGAACUAGCAAAUAGAAUAGUGUGAAAAGUAAUGUAGUUAAAUCCCGUGGUCCAACUAAAAUCAUUAAUAAUCAUAAAAAUAAUAAACAUGACAACGCAGGAUAAAAAGCUAAUAUUACACUGCCUAAAUAUACUAAGCUUGAUUUUGAACAAAAUGUAGUAAUGAAAAUCAUAGUACCUGCUAACGUAACACCUAAGCCAGAAUAGUUUAGCAAUUAGCAUUAAAAAGUAGAAUAACAGCAUAAUCAAUAUUUUAAAGAUAUAUCAAAGAGCUUUAUAAAAUAGGCUUUAAAAUACCACUGCUUACCUAUUCUAAAACAUUAUCUUAUUUAACUUUUUGUGAUUUAAGUUCAUCUUAUGUUUUCAUCAUUCCUCCUUCUUACCUUAUUCUCGUAGGAAGAAAGUAGGUUUGACCAAUAAAAUAAUAAUAUUAAAGUUACUAGCUUCGAGCUUAAGGGCUUCGCUUAUAUAAAUGUAUAUAUUUUAGGGCUAAAUGUAAAAUUACACGUUUUUAAAUAUCUGCAAAACAAUCUGUCAAUUUUAUGUAAUCUAUUUUAUCAUUCGUCACCAUUAUCAAAUUAUUCACCUUAGCUUAAGGACUAAACUUCAAAAUGCAUAUAUACAUAAUUAGCAACAUAGAAAAAAAACUGCUUUAAGCGUGCUUUUUGAAGUUUGUCCAGUAGAACGGUAUGUACUCUAGCAGUAAAAUUAGUAAAAUUUCCCUUUUGUCGUGCUUAAUCAUUCUUGGUAUCGGUGAUGGUUCCAUUAUGUAUGCCACCAUGUAUUUAUAUCCUUAAUAUGAAUGUCUGGCCGACUGAUCUUGCUUGGGGCUUGAAUAUAAUAUCCUUAAUUUAUUCAUAAACCCUAUGUUGUGUGAAAAACUAAUAUAAUCGAAUUCCUAUUAUUAUAUCGUCUAUGUAUAUCAUCAAUUUUAUGUCAAAUACCUAUAUUCCCCUUAUUGGAAAUGUUAUUAAUUGUGAUUGUAUUCUUUAACAUGUAUUACAUUCAAUAUAUUAUUAAAAAACAUCUAUUAUAAUUGUUAUUUGUAUGCCUAAAUUUGGUGAUUGGUUUUUGUCAAUAUACUUACAUGUGGUUGUUCUUGUGGGUUACUUAAAAAAUGAUUGGUGGUUGUUAACUUUGCGAUGGAGAAAAGAUCGAAUGCCGGACCAGAUCCGAGUCCAAGGUUGAGUAAGCAGCUAUGUUUCAGAUCGCAAGGGUCUCUGGCCAACAAACUGACUGGUGAGGCAGAUGGAGGCGAUGUCGACACACAGCUAACGAAAAUGGAUGUUGUAUUGACAUUCCAGAUAGAGGUGGUUGUGAUGGAGGUGAAAGGUCUUAAAUCUUUAGCACCUAAUCGAAUAGUUUAUUGUACCAUGGAAGUUGAGGGUGGUGAUAAACUGCAGACUGACCAAGCUGAAGCAUCUAAACCUAUGUGGGAUACCCAAGGUGACUUUAGCACAACACAGCCAUUACCAGCGGUAAAAGUUAAGUUGUAUACGGAAAACCCCGGAGUGUUAGCAUUAGAAGAUAAGGAACUUGGAAAAGUGGUAUUAAGACCAACGCCGCUUUCCAGUAAGGCACCCGAAUGGCAUCGGAUGAACGUGCCAAAGAACUUACCUGAUCAGGACUUAAGAAUCAAAAUUGCUUGCCGUAUGGAUAAACCACUGAACAUGAAACAUUGUGGAUACCUCCAUGUAAUAGGCAAAAACGUUUGGCGUAAAUGGAAACGUCGAUACAUGGUCCUUGUCCAAGUGAGCCAGUACACUUUUGCGCUCUGUUCGUACAAGGACAAGAAAUCAGAGCCUGCGGAGAUGAUGCAAUUGGAUGGAUUUACUGUUGAUUACAUCGAACUUGCCAGUGCUCAGCUGAUUGUAGGACAAGGUAAGACCAAACAAAUAGAACUGGAAGGUGCAAAGUAUUUCAUGAACGCUGUUAGAGAUGGAGAAUCGGUUUUGAUGGGAGUGACUGAUGAGAAUGAAUGCCAUUUAUGGGUGAUGGCAUUGUACAGAGCUACUGGACAGAGUCAUAAACCUACACCACCUACGACGUCGGAUACGCAUCACAAAAUUAUGGGAGAUGCAGAUAAAGCUCGUAAACACGGUAUGGAGGAUUACAUCCAAGCAGACCCAUGUCAGUUUGAUCACCAUCAACUGUUCUGCACACUACAAUCUCUGACUUUAAAGUACCGUCUUCAGGACCCAUAUUGCUCAUUGGGUUGGUUCUCUCCCGGUCAAGUGUUCGUUUUAGACGAGUACUGUGCAAGAUAUGGAGUGAGAGGCUGUUACCGCCACCUUUGUUAUCUAUCAGACCUCCUUGACGUAGCCGAGAGCGGUUCACAAACAGUUGACCCAACUCUUAUGCAUUAUUCUUUCGCAUUUUGUGCGAGUCAUGUGCAUGGAAACAGUACAGCCACGUUGACUGGCAGGCCCGACGGCGUGGGCAGCAUCACGGUCCAAGAGAAAGAAAAGUUUGCUGAGAUAAAGGACCGUCUGAAGUCCCUGCUGCAGCACCAGAUCACUAACUUUAGAUACGCGUUCCCGUUCGGAAGGCCGGAGGGGGCUUUGAAGGCCACUUUAUCACUAUUGGAACGCGUUCUAAUGAAAGAUGUAGUGACACCGGUUGCGCCUGAAGAAGUACGCGCAAUGAUACAGACAAGCUUGGAAAACGCAGCUCUAUUGAACUACACUCAGCUUAGUCAGAAAGCAAAUAUUGAAGAGGACUUAAGAGGUGAAACGAUGGUAACACCUGCGAAAAAACUGGAGGACCUGAUUCAUCUUGCAGAACUUUGUGUAGAUCUCUUGCAACAAAAUGAAGAACACUAUGCAGAGGUUUAUAACACAAAACCGGACUCUAGCGGUCAACAAAAUGCGUUCGCGUGGUUCUCUGAACUGCUAGUAGAACAUGCUGAAAUCUUCUGGGCCCUAUUUGGCGUCGACAUGGAUCGGGUGCUAGCAGAGCAGCCACCAGACACUUGGGAUUCUUUCCCAUUGUUCCAGAUUUUAAACGACUACCUCAGGACCGACGAAAACUUGAAAGGUGGUAGAUUCCACGAACACUUAAGGGAUACAUUUGCGCCCCUGGUGGUGCGAUACGUAGACCUCAUGGAGUCUUCGAUUGCUCAAUCAUUACACAAAGGAUUUGAGAAGGAGCGAUGGGAGAUCAAAGGAAACGGUUGUGCCACUAGUGAAGAGUUGUUUUGGAAGUUAGAUGCCUUGCAGUGCUUCAUAAGAGAUCUCCAUUGGCCUGAGCCUGAGUUCAGGUCCCAUCUGGAGCAACGACUGAAGCUAAUGGCCAGCGAUAUGAUGGAGACUUGCAUCCAAAGAACUGAGGCAUCUUUUCAGUCGUGGCUGAAGAAAAGUGUCACCUUCAUGUCGACGGAUUACAUACUUCCAGCUGAAACAUGCGCGAUGGUGAACGUCGCAUUGGACGCGAAGAACCAGGCACUGAAGCUUUGCGCCGUUGAAGGGUAUCAGUAUCACACCAAAAUGGACGCUCAGAUCGAGGCGUGCCUACAAGCAAUGGCGACGGGCAUGACUACGCGGUUGUCAGCCGUACUCGAAGCUACAUUGGCCAAAAUUGCCCGUUUCGAUGAAGGAAGUUUAAUAGGUUCAAUUCUAACUAUAGCAAAUGUUUCGGGCUCCGGCAAAGACAUCGGUCAGGGCUACGUCAAUUUUAUGAGGAACUCAAUGGACCAAAUCAGAUCGAAGGUGACAGACGAACUGUGGAUUCUACAAUUGUUUGAGCACUGGUACGGCAUCCAGGUGGGGCUCAUCAACACUUGGCUGGGGGAGCGGCCCGCCCUUCAUCCUCAACAAGUGGCCUGCCUCUCUAUCAUACUGAAGAAAAUGUACAGCGACUUCGAGCUGCAAGGUGUGAUAGAUGACAAACUCAACUCCAAGGUGUACCAGAAUGUGGCAGCGCGGAUGCACACCGAAGAAGCUACCUGCAGUCUUCUGCUGGCUCAGCAAGAUACAGGUGGUGGUGAUGACGGGGGCUCGGAGGAGGGCUCCAGGAGCGGCAAGUCGAAAUUAGAGUCGCUCACGGAGGACGCCAAACUGGGCAAUGUCACGGCGGUUGUCGGGAAGGUCGGCAACAUCUUCGGUCGCGGCAUCGGCGAGCUGUCGACGAAGCUCGGCGGAGCCUCAUCUUGGUUUUAGCGCAUUUCAAACCCUCACAAAAUUCACUUUUAUGUCAACAUACCUUACUUUGCCUAUAUCGAUGUACUGAGAUGAAAUUUUCAAACAGCUCUUUGUUUUUGCAUUAACAUAAUACUUUAAAAAAGAAAAGACAUGUAAGUAGAUGUCAAUGCAAUAGCAAAAAGCUUUUAAACUGUUCUGUGAUGAAGAAACCUUCUUUUGCAUUCGAUUACAUUCUAGAAUGUCAGCCAUUUUAAGAAUAGAUAAUCGAAAUAAAGGCGUUACGCGCUAGUUUAAAUGUAAGUGGCCAGUUUACGCAUAGCUUAGUGUGAUUACUAAUUAGAAUAAACAAGGUGUAGAUUUUAUUUUAUAAAAGCUUUAUGUACAGUUAGGGUCAUCAUUUAUUUAUUGGAACAAAUAACAUGUAAUAAAUGUUAAGAGUAGUAUUUGAUAUCACGAUGAAAUAUGGUAAUAAAAUAUUAUAUAUAAAUGCAUACAUUAACACAAUGCUACAAUAAUAAAACAUAUCGCUUUGGCAAAUUUAUUAUGUUGUGUGUUGUAAUAUGACGACGGGAAUAUUAUUAUUUACAAAUAUAUAAAGAGAAGUAUUGUAAUUAAUGAUUAAUAUAAUGGGAGGAACGUGAAUGAUUGUUGGGCGUAUGUAAUCCUUAUUCGAUUCCUUGCAAAAUUUUGUUUGUUAAAACUUUUUAAAUAUUGUUAUAUUUAUCACUCUUAAAUCUAUUUCAUUGUUAGACGUGUGUGUCGUCAUGAUUCGUGUGUCGACGUUGAAUCACUUCCAUUUUACCAACAUAACGAGUAACACAGAAGCACUUAUAUAACUAGUUCCAAAAAAAUGCAAAUUUUUCAUUCAUCUCUUUCUAUGCAGAAGCAAUAUUUUUCUAAAUAAUACAAUCCACUUUUUAAAAAUCGGUUUGAUCUCCUAUUUAAAUUGAUACGGUGCAUUUUCAUAAAAAUUAAACAAGGGCGCGAAAAUACGCAACUUAUUUUUCGAUCAUAAAAUGUUGCCAUUAAUAAUUAUAACUGACCCAGUUUUUUGGGAAAUAAUUUUUAUAAAAAUGCACAUUUAAAUUAGCCACUUAUUGCUGUAGUAAUAAUUCUCUACUAUAUUUUAAUGCUCUGUAGAUCUAGUAACGUCUUACCUUGACUAGUAUCAAAUAAUAACUAUUUAUAAAAAAGUACUAUAUAGUUAUAUUUGUUAACAAAAUAAUAUUCUUCUACGCUAAACACCUUACAAAUUUUUGAACUAGAAAGUUUAAAUUUCUUAGAUAAAUAAUAAGUCAAUAAAAGAGCGAUUAGUCGCUAAGCUGAGUCGCCUUAAAUUGUCUUGUUGGAAAUGGCUAAGAAAUAGUACAGAUUGUGCGAGAACAACUCUAAUACUUUAUUUGUACAAAUGUUUAUUAACACCUUAUUUACUCUUGGAAAUUAACCUUUACGUGAAUGUUCAAUCAACCAAGCAUCCCCACCCUUUCAAUCUUACUGUCAUACUAGUAUUCAUCUAAUUCAUUUUAAUAUUUAUUGACUAUUUUUACAUCUCCUUGCCUUUUUUAAAAAGAUGUUUGUAUUAUACUCGACAACGAUUUUGCAAAUUUUCGGUUUUAAUUGUACCUUUUUAAGUGUAGUAAAAUGAAAACUUUAUUUUAACAUCAUCAAAGGAAUGAUAAGGAGAUUAGUAAAUUAAUGGAUACAGAGAUUGAGCUGUUUUUGUUCACAAAUUAAACAUGAUUUAUUACUUACUUGUUGCAACAGAUAUGUUAUUUUUUUAUAAUUUUAAAAGUUUAAUAGGAACAGGGCAAAUCCCUUACAAAUAUUAUAUUUUUUAUAAUUAUACGCUAUCUUUGUUUUGCUUCAAGUUACUCGGUAGUUAAUAAGAAAAGCAAGCUGUGAUUCUAAUAGUCAUGCUAAAUCAAAAUUUUAACACACGACUCUUUGGACACCGAAAGUCGUAAAAGAAAAAAAUAUACACGAACAGUUCAAGCUCUGUGUCCUAUGCAUAACUUAAUUACAAUAUUUACAAUAGGACAUUAACAACACGGCACAGUAAUUAAAGGGAAGUAGAGCUCACUAAAUAGCAUAUUAUAGUAACUUGGUUAGAUUUAAUAUGAAUCGCAGUUUUUCUAUGCUAAAUGAUAUUUAAUAAGUAGGUAUCUUGCAAACAGUAUUUUUUUUCUUUUGGGAACAACAUUAUUUAUCUCUCAGGUAGAGCAAUACUUGUGAGAUAAAUAAUGCAAGUAAAAUUAAUGUCUAAGAAUAUGCUUUUUCAUUUGUUUCAAUACCCGAUUUACACAACAUACCUACUUAUUUACUCAUAUCAUUGAAUGAUUAUUAUAUUUGCUAUGAUAUAGGUUUCCAUAAAAGAACUACAUUAGUACCUACUUCUAAAUUGAUAUGGUAACUUUUUUAUUAUAUUUUUUUUAUUUAUGAUAAUUUAAAAUCUUACAAAUAAUUAAUUCAUUAUUUUUAUUCUGAUUUAGGUUCGUUAAAUUGUAAAAAAUAUAUAGUAACUUGAGCACUUUUAGUUUUGUUUAUCCAAAGUGAUUGAUAGUAAAGCUCAAUCGGAUUAUAAAGUCAGUUCCGUAGUGUCUAAGUGCAUUAAAAUACGAGCCGACUGAAAUGUUAUGUAGAGAUGCUUGUAUAAUUUCGCAAACGGUAGAAGGAACUCGUAAUGGCAAUUCAAAAAUGAAAUCUUAACACGUGCCUAUUCAAGUAUUAGUCAUUCAAAAUAGAAGUAAAUGAUACACUUUAGCAUGAGCUGGUGCCAUGACGAGUUUCGAUGAGUGCUUUGAGAAGCCACUGAGUGCAUCGCGAAUAUAAGGGGAUACAAUAAAAUAUUUACAAUAAAAAUGUUUACUGUU
Chilo suppressalis (striped riceborer) is the source of this 8002-nucleotide messenger RNA. NCBI's taxonomy places the organism in Eukaryota, Metazoa, Arthropoda, Insecta, Lepidoptera, Crambidae. The record is from the annotation of a GenBank genome assembly.